AUCCAUCCAUCCAUCCUCCCUCCCCGCUCACACUCCAGCUUCUCCUGCUUGCUGCAGGUACCUGCAGGUCACCAAAGCAAUGUAGGAGGAGCCCUCCUCUCCCUCAUCCUCAGUUUACAUUCCUAUUCCCUUAAUUGCUAUCUUGGGAUAGUUCUGGAAUUAAAAUGUUUUGAAUAACAGAGGAAAAGAAGGAUUAGUAAAUACUGCAGUAGAAAUGUAGUAACUCCUUGAGUAAUAGAUGUGCUGAAAUGUCGUUUAUUUUCCUCACUUUUCUGGUGAAUUUUCUGUAUCUUCCUUCACCCAUCACUGCUGGAGCCAAAGCCCUGAGCUUUUGGGAAUCCUAUUGAAAUGCUUAAUUAAGGCAAGACAAAACAAACUGCUUAAACCAAGCAACACUGAAUCCCAUGCCGCAGGCACUGCUGAGGAUUAAACUUUCUGUCUGGGGUGGGUUUUCGUGCCUUUAUGGAGUUUUUAAGUUGUUGAUUGUCCCUUAAAGUCAUGAGCAGCUUCCACAGCACCCGGCAGCAGCUGGUGAGUUAAAACUGUCACAAUGGAAAUCUUGUGUAGCAAUAAGGUCACUUAGAAAUAAGCCUUCUUAAUUCAGUAAUCCAAAUCAGGGCUGGCUUGCUGUGUGAAAAUUUGCAGAGUUCUCCAGGAUGGCAAAGAGAGAUUUAAAAUAAAGCUGUGUGGGAUCAGCAGAGCUUUCCCUCGGACUGGACAGCCACUACUGCAUUUUUCAGUCUUAAAAGAACCACUGAAACUUGCUCCUGAAACUAAAAGAGGAGAUUAGCAGCUGCAUCACCCGAGGUGGCCAGAAAUCCCCAACUAUGUCCCAUUGUCAUGCACAUCCUUUACAGACCCUGCAUCCCAGGGAGCAUUCCAGCAUCUCCCAAUUCCCUCCUUAGCCAGGAAAACCAGGCUUGUUCCCUACAGAGUGCCAUAGGAGAGUAACACUCUCUCCAAAACACAAAUCUGCUGCCGAAACCACGUGUGGGUGUGUUAUUCCCAGGACACAGGUGAUGCAGCCAGGGGCUGUUCCGAUGGGACAGCACAUUCCUCCCAGGCAGGGCUGGUGGAGGCAGCAGCUUGGUCUUGCUCCAGUGGGUUGUCCAGCACUGAUUCCCGUUUCCCCUCAGGCUGCCUCUCAUUAGCAUGAAUCGGGGGAAGGGCAUAAAAGACUCCAGUUCAUUUUGAGUCUGGAAAAUCUUUACUUCAAAAUGACAACCAAAGUGUUCUGGCUCUUCUGCUUUGUCAUUAGAUCAUCUUCUGGAUCCCUGCCCUAUGCUGAUAAACCCAGCCAGGCUCUGAGCAAGGAUGUUUUCAGUUCAGCAGCUUCUGCUGAUGUUCAGGUGAAAGUGCCAGCGCGGGGCACGGGCAGUGCCAGCAGGAAUGCCCUGGGAAUGCCUCCCCCCCUCCUGCAGCAGCCAAAGCCCCCAGGAAUCCCCUCCCUCACCUCUGACAAGAAGAAACGUGGGGAGCCUUCCCUGGAAAACAGCACAGGGCUGAGGAAGCCCCUGGGGCAGCACAGAGGGGUCCUGGCCCUGCACAGCCCCACCCAGGGGGGCUCUCCCAGCCCGCUGGACUCCGGCCAGGCCAACAGGCAGCACUCGGACCGGCGGCUGGCCAAGGCUGCCAACAGCGUGUGGGCUCGUGCCCUGCACUCCCACCCCAAGGGCACAUCCCUGCUGGAAGCUCAUCCUUUUCCAGGCUCUGCUACAGUGGAGUCAAAUGAUCCCAACACGCUGCACCACUUCAACAGAGCAGGGAAGGCAAUUCCCUACAAAUACCCCGAGCCCUUCACCAGGAUCCCCAAACCCUCCUGGGUCACCAACCGCUGGUCACCCAGCUCCAUGGACCUGGGGGUGCUGAGGAAAGAUGGUGACAAGGAGCAGGUGUGUCUGAGCCAGUGCAGGAAGGAGCAGGAUGAGGUGGAGGCUUUCUGUGCCAGCGAGUUUGCAGUGAAUGGAAUUGUUUAUAACCUGGAAAGCCUGGGGAAUGGAGUCCAGUGGAUUACCCUCUUGGUAGACAGUGAUGGAUUGUACAAGAUGAGUCGCCUGUAUGUCACUCCUGAUGCUGCCUUCUUCCGAGUUCACAUCCUGGUUGUGGAUACUUCAAACUGCAGUAAACCAUGUCCAGACUUUAAAAUUGGCAGCAGGUACAUGGUGAUGGGGCACAUCUACCACAAGCGCCGGCAGGUGCCCGCCGAGCUGCUGCCAGCCCUGCGCGGGCGGCUGCGCCCGGGGGAUGGCUGGGUCGGGAGCAGCAGCAGCUACGUGAGGAGAUUCAACAGAAAAAGGGAUCUCAGGGUGAGAGCAGCACGCUCCAAGUGUCCAUAAGGCUCCAGGAGCUCCGUCCAGGAUGUGGGAGCAGCAGGAUCCACCCUCAGAGCACACCUGGGCAUGGGCAGCGCUCCCGUCUAGAACCGCAAUCCAACACCGGCUUUUGUGCUUCAGCAAACACGGGGUGCCCCGAGCAGGCACCCCUGGUGAGGUUCAGCACAGAACUCAGUCUAGGGAAUGUUAACUGGCUGUGAAUUUGCUCCAGCUGCUUUCAGAGCCACAGGUUAUUGUUGCUUCCCCUGCUGCAGUGUGCCCUGAAUAAUCUGUAGCAACUGUAAUGCAAAAUUCUGGCAGCUUCGUCCUUGGUACACAACAACUGCACUUUGAACCCUUCACCUUGAACACAGAUGAUACCACAGCUUUAUCUACACAGGAUGUUCACUGUGCUUUCACAGUUCUGCCUAAAGCAUCACAUGCAUUUGAUUUCAGAGAAACCAACACCACUAAGUACCAUUUAUAUCAUUUUUGUCUCCUCAACCGUGUCCAUGGUAUUUCUGAAAAUUACACCAUUCUUCCAGCAGAGCUGGAAGCAUACAGAAUAGAGUGUAAUAAUAUGAGUAUAUGAACACACUGACUGAAAGCAAAUCAAGAACUGCAAAACACAAAUGUCCAGUUGUGUUUACAAGUGAUGGCGCAGGGAACGCAAAAUGAGCACGGGCUGCACACACUGGGUGUGCACGGACACUUCAUCCCACAGCUGUGCUGAAUGCCAUUCCCAGGAGAAAUAUUGCCAAGCUUGUACUUGCACAAGAGUAAAAGUUAUUUUUAAAUGAAAAAGACAAUAUUGUAGUACCUUUAACGUGGUGGAAUUGAGAUGUUUGUUGUUCCCAGUCAGUAUUCGCAGAUAAGUCUGUAAAAGAAACUAAUAAAAUGCUCAUGAGA
Molecule: messenger RNA, 3221 nt
Organism: Catharus ustulatus (Swainson's thrush)
Lineage: Eukaryota; Metazoa; Chordata; Aves; Passeriformes; Turdidae
Gene: C20H17orf58
Product: chromosome 20 C17orf58 homolog
Exons: 5
Coding region: 1218-2336 (372 amino acids)
Molecular function (GO): protein binding
Source: RefSeq, a predicted model, not a curated record